GCCGCUGCGCCGCCGGCUUGGACUUACGCCGAGGGUGGCAGCGACUGGCCUGGAGUGUGCGCUGACGGCAGCCAUCAGUCGCCGAUCGGCAUUGUGACCGGCAGUGAGUUGGCGCCUGCUCUGCCGCCUGAGGCGCGCGCGUCGCUGAACUUUGGGGUCGCCCUUGGUCUACGGAUUUUCAACACCGGCCGCACUGUGCAGGUGGAAUGGGACGACCUGGAUGGGUCGAAUGCAAGCGUGCCCAUCCUGGGAACCGGCUGGGCUUCCAUCUAUGACCCCGCUGCCCUCUACUCCACCCCCACCGGCCCGCCCCCAAAGCUAUUCCAGAUCCCGUUCAAGCCCUUCCAGAUCCACUGGCACAGCGCCUGCGAACACGUGAUGGACGGCGACGCCUGCCCCCUGGAGCUGCACAUUGUGACUGCUGUGGACAACAGCACGGGCGCGGAGGUGCCCGAGCCCUGCAACGCCGCCCCCUGCCUGGCCGUCUUUGGCGUGCUGCUGAAGUACAACCCUGAUGUGUAUGCUCCUGGCGCGCCCUAUCUCGACACCAUCCUCUCCAAUGUGCCCGACACCGUGGGGGCAGCGGCUGCCACGCAUCUGCCUGGCGCGACACUGGAUCUCUCUUCGCUGCUCCCCGAGGAUCUCACAUAUGUGGCAUACAAUGGUUCCCUGACCACCCCGCCCUGCAGCGAGUCGGUGGCCUGGCACGUCUUUGUGACCCCCAAGGCAGAGCUGAGCGCCAGCCAGGUGCAAGGCUUACAGGCCAUCCUUGGCACCACAGUCGAAGAGGCGCCAGCCGCCUGCGUUGUCAACGGGGGGGCCCCGCAUUCGCAGUUGACAUGCCGCAUCCCCUCCGGCGCCCGCAUUAACAACCGCGUCCUGCAGCCAGUGGGCGACAGGGAACUGUUUGUGAGCAUGUAG
This is a messenger RNA of Chlorella variabilis, 921 nucleotides long. RefSeq lists its product as hypothetical. Gene Ontology annotation, molecular function: zinc ion binding; carbonate dehydratase activity. The record is from RefSeq and is a predicted model, not a curated record. The annotation marks the transcript as partial. The transcript is spliced from 8 exons. Lineage: Eukaryota; Viridiplantae; Chlorophyta; Trebouxiophyceae; Chlorellales; Chlorellaceae.